GUGUGUGUAGAAGCCUCAUGCUGAACCCCGGGGUCGUAUGAGGAGGGCGGGCAGCAGAGAGAUGCUGAACAGAGAACCCAGCCCCCCCCCUCCUUUUGUCCCUGAACCCCCGAAGGUGCGCGCUCAGACUCGGACCGACUCGUCUCGGAGCUACGACUCUCACUCCAGCAGCACCAUCAGCAGCGACGUAGUGGCUGUGAACAGACCGCUCCCCCCCCCUGUGGCCCUGAAGCCCCCCGUCCCCCGUCUGACUCAGACCUCAGAGAAGCCCAGCCCGGGGGAGGAGGACCCCGUCGGCAAGUCCUUCCUGGGCAAGAUUAAAGCCUUUGAGAAGAUGGACCAUCUGGCCCGGGCUCAGAGGAUGCUCGAGCUGCAGGAAGCCGAAAACGCUCGACUGGAAAUCGCCCAGAAGCAUCCGGACAUCUACGCCGUCCCGGUGAAACUGCCAAAACCCAACCACAACCGCCCGCAGCCAAUCGGCUCCAGCUCCAACGCAGAGCAGCAGCCCCCCCCCAGGUCGCAGCAUUACGAGGACGAGGAGGCAGAGUACCGCCGGCAGCUGGCCGACCAGAACAAGAGAGGCUACUACAACCCCAAGAGGUACAACGACACCGAGCUGUAGGCCCACAGGAAGUGACAUCAUCCCCGCAGGACCCCUCCCAUAUCUUCAUCACUACAAGCCGACAGCAGCGUGGCCUUGGUAACGGCUCAACCAGCUCUACCUCGAUGGAAAGUCUCUGAACUUCUUUCUACCUGGAGACAGAUUCCUGGACAUUUUAACACUAAUUCCAGGACAUUUUAAAAACACACAAUAUUCCUAUCAAGGUGCGUUUUUCAAAGUUUAACGUCCUACACAAAUAGGAGAUUUUCUGACGUUCCCUUUCAAAGAUAUCAUCUUUUUUUGAUGCGUCUGAAAGGAGUUUUCUUCCCCAAUACAUCGGGGCCCAGUCCCUCAUAUGUUACCAUUACAGAUUAGAGCAUCAGAGCUAAGCAUGUUCUUCUAAAAGUUAAAUACGCAGUGACUUUAUUGAAAAGGUUUUUAGAAAAUACACCUUUUUUGGCUUUUUUUUAAAGAUAUUUUCAUCUGUAAGAAUGAAUAACUUGCCCUCUGCACGACACAUAUGAUUUUUAACCUGAUUCAUACUCUGAUUGAAUCGAAAAAUAAUGCUGUUGAUUAAUUUUCUUUGUCUAAUCGCAAUAUUUUUCUGUCAUGCAUUUAAAAAAGUAAGAGUUUUGCCAACAUAAUCUUUUAAAAUUUUCAAAAAUAAAAGUUAAUGCGCACUUUCAAUUCAACCUCUUGUGGCCAAAAUGAGCAUAACAACCACAAAAACUUGAUAAUUUGACAACCCAUUUGUAACAUUACUUUAAAGGAACUUAAACAAAUUAUAUUACCAAAUAAUUUUGUACUUGUUCUUAUAUCAUAAACACACAGGAGAGAAAACUAUUGAAAUCAGACAAAAUUCUCUCUUGCCAUCAUCUCAAAUUAGCGAUUCUGGAAAUCCUUCAGAACUUCCAUUUGCAAAAAGUUUUUAAGUUUUUUUUUUUUAAGGAUUUUAAGACAAUACCAUUUUUAGGAACAAAUGUGUUUUCACUGGGAUGUCACAGCAACAUAGAAACUGGAGCUAACACCAAUAGAUAUGGUGCUGUAGACAAUGUACAGUGUGUAGACUUUGGUUCAUCCCAACAGUUUUGUGCUUUUAUCUGCCCAUGUCUAAACCUCCACUAUAGCUUCUUUCAGAACCAGAACAUUAUAUAAAUCACACAGUGUGUCAGUAUGGGUCGUUCACUCUGAUGUCAAGUAGGUGUUGGUCUUCUUCUCCUUUUCCCGACCGCUCUUUUCUGAUUUACUGUACGCCUCUACAUGUGUAUAUAUACUCUACACUGUGUUAUAUGCGUGCAUUCUGGGAAGCGGCAUAUUUUCAAGUGCCUUUUAGCUCUGGAUGGGGGAAACAUUACAUUAUCAAUGCAUUUCUGUAAUAUUUUGGCCAGUCAACACUGAAAAAUAGCAGAUAUACAUUUAAUAAUCUGGAAAAUGUAGCCGCUUGCGAUCCAAUUACAUGAUAACGUGUUUCGGAGAAUGCUCUGCACUUCCAUAGGAGCUGCAUUUAAACAUUUCUGUAUUCAAGUCAACACACGAUGUUACAGAAGUCACUGUUAAAAUAUAUCAAGACUGUGCGUAGUGUAAACAAAUGUAGUGGUAGAGUUGGAUUUAAUGGUGCAACAGAGCUGAAGCAGCUUGCUUCCAGAGACAAUAACAUUGUUAUUGCAUAUUUUAUGUUUUUAUAUUGAUAUACAGUCUUUGUACAUCUGGAAUAUGGUGACGACAAUCAUGUUGGUUGAUCUGAUUCUUUUUAAAUGUCUGUUAGUUUGUGAUUUCUCUUUAUUAGUUUGUGAUCUCCUUUAGUGUUACAGAACGUACUCUUGUGAAAUUCAAAUAAAUAAAUCAUGUUUUUACAUUCA
Notothenia coriiceps (black rockcod) is the source of this 2460-nucleotide messenger RNA. RefSeq names its product tight junction protein ZO-2-like. The transcript has 5 exons. Bases 38 to 622 code for a protein of 194 amino acids. The record is from RefSeq and is a predicted model, not a curated record. Lineage: Eukaryota; Metazoa; Chordata; Actinopteri; Perciformes; Nototheniidae.